Striga hermonthica is the source of this 981-nucleotide messenger RNA. Lineage: Eukaryota; Viridiplantae; Streptophyta; Magnoliopsida; Lamiales; Orobanchaceae. The record is from the annotation of a GenBank genome assembly.
AUGGGAAGGUCCCCUUGUUGUGAUAAAGUGGGUUUGAAGAAAGGGCCAUGGACACCCGAAGAGGACCAGAAGCUUCUCGCUUAUAUUCAAAAACACGGCCACGGCAGCUGGAGAGCCCUUCCUCCCAAAGCCGGGCUGCAGCGAUGUGGGAAAAGCUGCAGAUUGAGGUGGACAAAUUAUUUGAGGCCAGACAUUAAGAGGGGAGAGUUCAGCUUGCAAGAACAACAGACUAUCAUCCAGCUUCAUGCACUUCUUGGAAAUAGAUGGUCCGCCAUUGCAAGCCACCUCCCAAAGAGAACCGACAACGAAAUCAAGAACUAUUGGAACACCCACCUGAAGAAAAAGCUGACCAAAAUGGGCAUCGACCCCACCACACACAGGCCCAAGAGCCACGCCCUCGGCUCGGCCCAGCCCAGUAAGGACGUCGCCAACCUCAGCCACAUGGCCCAGUGGGAGACGGCACGCCUCGAAGCCGAGGCCCGUAUCGUCCGGCAGUCCCACCUCACCGCCUCCUCCCUCCAUCCCCCGCUCGCCGGAAAUUCCGCCCCCGCCCUCGGCCCGACCACCACCUCCCGACCCCCGUGCCUCGACAUCCUCAAGGUGUGGCGGGCCACCAACAGGGGCAGAAUGGACAUUUCGCCCCUCCACGGCUUUUUUGCUGGGGCCCACCAGCUCGAGUCCCCGACCUCCGUACUCAACUUCCCGGACAGCACCCACGGGGGAUCGACCCUGGUGUCGGACGCCGCGAAUUACGCGGCGGGGCCCGAGGGGCCGGGGAUCAAGGGCAUUUUGGGAAACUCAUCGGUGGUGCAGGUUCGCGAUGUCACGGAUAUUAUGGCCGAUUGUUUUUCCGACCUCCCGGGGAUCCCGAGUUUCUUGGAGGGCUUCGCGGAUGUUGCGAACGCGACCGGGCCCGUCGAUAAUUACUGGAAUAACAUCUUAAACGCGGUUGACUCGCCGAUUGAUUCCCCCGUGUUUUAA